AUGGCAUCCCCUCUCAUCCGCCUCACCCCACACCCAUUCUCCUCCCUCCCCGCCCACCCAUCCCUCGACUCGUCCUCAUCCUCCUCCCCAUCUCGUCCCUCCAUCCAAGAAUUCCUCCGCACCAUCCUAUCUGAAGCCCAAACGCUCCUCGCCGACACCAUCCCCGAAACCUUCGAAGUCGACCGCAAACUCCGCCCCUCCCCACCCGCAACCGCCAACGUCCAGCUCUGGAGGCGCACCCUCCGCCCCGCGCCCGGCGCCGCCUCUUCGCGCAAAGACGAGUUCUGGGCCUGCCGGAAGAGCAUCCACGAGGAUGCGGUGGUCGAGGGCUCCGCCUCUUUCGACGAGUUCCGCGCGGGGCUCCGCGACAACCACGCCGAGAACGAGCGCGCGUACACGCCCAGUGUCGCGGCCCUGAACCGGUUGCUGGACUGGCCGAUUGAGCCGGAGAUUGAUGGGUGGGAGCGGGUGGUGAUGCAAGUGAAUCUCAUCACCCACAAGUUCCACCCCAGCGUCCUGAUCAGCCCCCGAACCUUCAUCAGCCUGCUUGUCUCCGCCGACCUGCCGGACCCCGUCGCCAAGGGCUUCGUGACCGUCCAGAUCCCGCUCACGGCCGACCCCGUCGAGACGAUCCCGCGUGCCCUGCGCGAGAAGAUCGCGGCGAGCGCGCCGCGGAACGCGAUCUUUGCGUCCUAUGCUAGCGUCGAGCAGGUGCUCUCGUUGCCGUUUGCCGUGCGCUCGAACUCCGAUGCGCGAAGCAGCAGGAAAUACGUCGCCCAGGUGGAGUGGACGAUGGCAACCACCUCGGAUGCUGGCGGGGCUAUCCCUCGGUGGGUACAGCAAAGCUGGACGCUGGGCGGAGUCCCGAGGGCGAUCACGGCCGACGUGGGUCUGUUUAUCAAGUGGACGGGCCACCGUAGGAUCACCAGUCAUCCUGCUACAAGUACAACACCUACUACUGUUCCUGCUGCGCGUACGAAACCCGCAGAACCUACUGAAGAGCAGGACACUUGA
This is a messenger RNA of Aspergillus clavatus NRRL 1, 1014 nucleotides long. RefSeq names its product SRPBCC family protein. NCBI's taxonomy places the organism in Eukaryota, Fungi, Ascomycota, Eurotiomycetes, Eurotiales, Aspergillaceae. The transcript is spliced from 2 exons. The record is from RefSeq and is a predicted model, not a curated record. Bases 1 to 1014 code for a protein of 337 amino acids.